GUCUCCCAGGAGCUUGGUGGCCAUGGCAAAGUGGAUUCUGCUCAUUGUGGCUAUCCUGGUCAUGGGUCAUGUGCCACCAGGAAGCACGGAAUUCAAACGGUGCUGGAAUGGCCAGGGGGCCUGCCGGACUUUCUGCACAAGGCAAGAGACCUUCAUGCACCUGUGUCCGGACGCUUCUCUGUGCUGCCUGUCCUAUUCUUUGAAGUCUUCACCCCCCUCAAAGAUUGGAAGUGUGUAGCUUGCUCUAGA
This is a messenger RNA of Apodemus sylvaticus (European woodmouse), 249 nucleotides long. It is a transcript of the gene Defb124, whose product is annotated as defensin beta 124. The record is from RefSeq and is a predicted model, not a curated record. The transcript has 2 exons. Lineage: Eukaryota; Metazoa; Chordata; Mammalia; Rodentia; Muridae. Gene Ontology annotation, biological process: positive regulation of monocyte chemotaxis; positive regulation of chemokine (C-C motif) ligand 5 production; cellular response to peptidoglycan. Gene Ontology annotation, cellular component: extracellular region. The coding region runs from base 23 to 238 and encodes 71 amino acids.